Messenger RNA from Marmota flaviventris (yellow-bellied marmot), 5223 nucleotides. The record is from RefSeq and is a predicted model, not a curated record. NCBI's taxonomy places the organism in Eukaryota, Metazoa, Chordata, Mammalia, Rodentia, Sciuridae.
GUUUCUGGAAAUAGAAAGGUCAUGCAUUCUGGAACCUGUGAGCCUUUCCAAUCUCUAAGUCACCAGAGAAAUGAUGAAGAAGCAGUUGUGGAUAGAGGCGGUACUCGUUCUAUUCUCAAAACACACUUUGAGAAAGAAGAUUUAGAAGGUCAUCGAACACUGUUUAUUGGAGUUCAUGUGCCCCUGGGAGGAAGAAAAAGCCAUCGACGUCAUCGGCAUCGUGGUCACAAACACAGAAAAAGAGAUAGAGAGAGAGAUUCAGGGUUAGAGGAUGGACGGGAGUCACCUUCUUUUGACACUCCAUCACAGCGAGUACAGUUUAUUCUUGGAACCGAGGAUGAUGACGAGGAACACAUUCCUCAUGACCUUUUCACAGAACUGGAUGAGAUUUGCUGGCGUGAAGGUGAGGAAGCUGAGUGGCGAGAAACGGCCAGGUGGUUGAAGUUUGAAGAAGAUGUGGAAGAUGGAGGGGAAAGGUGGAGCAAACCAUAUGUGGCUACUCUUUCAUUGCACAGCUUGUUUGAGCUGAGAAGUUGCAUUCUGAAUGGAACUGUGCUGCUGGACAUGCAUGCCAACACUUUAGAGGAAAUUGCAGAUAUGGUCCUUGACCAACAGGUGAGCUCAGGUCAGCUGAAUGAAGAUGUACGUCACAGGGUCCACGAGGCACUGAUGAAACAGCACCACCACCAAAAUCAGAAAAAACUUACCAACAGAAUUCCCAUUGUUCGAUCCUUUGCUGAUAUUGGCAAGAAACAAUCAGAACCAAAUUCCAUGGAUAAAAAUGGUCAGGUUGUUUCUCCUCAGUCUGCUCCUGCUUGUGUUGAAAAUAAAAAUGAUGUUAGCAGAGAAAACAGCGCUGUUGACUUUAGCAAGGGACUGGGAGGCCAGCAAAAGGGGCACACUAGUCCAUGUGGGAUGAAACAAAGGCAUGAAAAAGGACCUCCACACCAGCAAGAGAGAGAGCAUGAUUAGUUUCUUAAGAAAGUGCCACAUGGCUCCAAAGUUCCUAAUCAGAUAGAGGUCUUUCAUGAUGUUGCUUACAAAGCUAAAGAUCGCAAUGACUUGGUAUCAGGGAUUGAUGAAUUUCUGGAUCAGGUUACAGUUCUCCCUCCUGGAGAAUGGGACCCCAGCAUUCGAAUAGAGCCUCCCAAGAAUGUUCCUUCACAGGAAAAGAGGAAGAUUCCUGCUGUACCAAAUGGAACAGCAGCUCAUGGGGAACCUGAGCCUCACGGGGGACAUAGUGGACCUGAACUCCAGCGAACUGGAAGGAUUUUUGGGGGACUUAUCUUAGAUAUCAAAAGAAAAGCUCCAUUCUUCUGGAGUGACUUCAGAGAUGCUUUCAGCCUGCAGUGCUUAGCAUCUUUUCUGUUUCUCUACUGCGCCUGUAUGUCUCCUGUCAUCACAUUUGGAGGACUGCUGGGAGAAGCAACUGAAGGUCGUAUAAGUGCAAUCGAAUCUCUCUUUGGAGCAUCCAUGACCGGGAUAGCCUAUUCUCUCUUUGGUGGACAACCUCUUACCAUAUUAGGCAGUACAGGACCAGUUUUGGUGUUUGAAAAGAUUUUGUUUAAAUUUUGCAAAGAAUAUGGGCUAUCAUACUUAUCUUUAAGAGCCAGUAUUGGACUUUGGACUGCAACAUUAUGUAUCAUACUUGUGGCCACUGAUGCCAGUUCCCUCGUCUGCUAUAUCACCCGGUUUACUGAAGAAGCUUUUGCUUCUCUGAUUUGUAUCAUUUUCAUUUAUGAGGCUCUGGAGAAGCUGUUUGAACUCGGUGAAGCAUAUCCAAUCAACAUGCAUAAUGAUUUGGAACUGCUGACACAAUAUGCAUGUAACUGUGUGGAGCCACAUAAUCCCAGCAAUGAUACAUUGAAGGAAUGGAGGGAAUCCAAUAUUUCAGCCUCUGACAUAAUUUGGGAGAACCUGACUGUGUCAGAGUGCAAAUCACUGCAUGGAGAGUAUGCUGGACGAGCCUGUGGCCAUGAUCACCCCUAUGUGCCAGAUGUUCUGUUCUGGUCAGUGAUACUGUUCUUUUCCACAGUUACAAUGUCAGCCACUCUGAAGCAGUUCAAGACUAGCCGAUAUUUUCCAACUAAGGUUCGAUCCAUAGUGAGUGACUUUGCUGUCUUUCUUACAAUUUUGUGUAUGGUUUUAAUAGACUAUGCCAUUGGGAUCCCAUCUCCAAAACUGCAAGUACCAAGUGUUUUCAAGCCUACCAGAGAUGAUCGUGGCUGGUUUGUUACACCUUUAGGUCCAAAUCCAUGGUGGACAGUAAUAGCUGCUAUAAUUCCAGCUUUGCUUUGUACUAUUCUAAUUUUUAUGGACCAACAGAUUACAGCUGUCAUCAUCAACAGAAAAGAGCAUAAGCUAAAGAAAGGUUGUGGGUACCAUCUGGAUCUAUUAAUGGUGGCCGUCAUGCUUGGAGUAUGCUCCAUCAUGGGCUUGCCAUGGUUUGUGGCUGCCACAGUCCUUUCCAUCACUCAUGUCAACAGCCUGAAAUUGGAAUCAGAAUGUUCAGCUCCAGGAGAACAACCCAAAUUUCUUGGCAUUCGGGAACAAAGGGUUACUGGGCUUAUGAUUUUUAUUCUCAUGGGAUCAUCCGUCUUUAUGACCAGCAUUCUGAAGUUUAUUCCCAUGCCAGUGCUAUAUGGAGUAUUUCUUUAUAUGGGUGCUUCAUCUCUAAAGGGAAUUCAGUUAUUUGAUAGGAUAAAGCUCUUCUGGAUGCCUGCAAAACAUCAACCAGAUUUUAUAUAUCUACGGCAUGUACCACUCCGAAAAGUUCAUCUCUUUACAAUUAUUCAGAUGAGUUGCCUUGGCCUUCUGUGGAUAAUAAAAGUUUCAAGAGCUGCUAUUGUCUUUCCCAUGAUGGUGUUAGCCCUGGUAUUUGUAAGAAAGUUGAUGGACUUCUUAUUUACCAAACGAGAACUCAGCUGGUUGGAUGAUUUAAUGCCUGAGAGUAAGAAAAAGAAACUAGAAGAUGCUGAAAAAGAAGAGGAACAAAGUAUGCUAGCUAUGGAGGAUGAGGGCACAGUACAGCUCCCACUGGAAGGGCAUUAUAGAGAUGAUCCAUCUGUGAUAAAUAUUUCUGAUGAAAUGUCAAAGACUGCCUUGUGGAGGAACCUUUUGAUUACUGCCGAUAACUCAAAAGAUAAGGAGUCAAGCUUUCCUUCUAAAAGCUCCCCUUCCUAAUCACUCUAGAAGCUGAUUCCCCAAAGCACUGAAAGCCGAAAAGAGAAGAAAGCUGACUCAGGGAAAGGUGUUGACAGGGAGACUUGUCUAUGACUUGAUCUUCAAUUUAUUUUUUUUUCAUAUAUAUGUCACAAUUAUUAAUAAAACUGCUUUGAUCAUGUAUUGUAAAUUCUGUUUCUCAUCCCCAAUCCACCUUCAUACUGUAAGUAGUGCAAUACUUGUUUCAUUUCUGUGUUUAACCUUCUGAGCAAGUGAGACAACCUUGUGAGCAGAUACAAUAGCUAAUGCAAGAAUCCGUGUUGUGUUCCUUGCUGUAAGACAUUUAUAAACACUGAAUUCUCAUUGUCAGCUUUAUGAGAGCAAUAGCUUUCUUAAAGAGAUAAGUCAUAUUUGCCUAGUUUGUAUUUUCCUACUUUAGUAACCUGAAGAUGCCUGAUAAUUUCAUUCAGAAGAAUUUUGAAAGGUAGUCUUACUUCUUUUUAUUUUUAUAGAUUAGCAUUAGUGACUUACUUAAAAAAAUCAAACAGUUAGUUUGAAAGCAUUUUUAAUAAUAAUAUUUAUGCACUUCCUUGAUUUAAUACUUAAGAAUUUAUAUGUAACCAAAACUUACAGUCAUUUGAAAAAAAAAAUCUAUAACCUGUUCACAGCUUGUUAAAAACAAUCAGAUACUAAUGCAAUGAGUCAACUAGUAUUUGCUUAAAAUUCAAGUUGUGAAUACAUGAUCAAAUAUUAGGCUUGUAUGAAAUGCUUUAGAAAAACUUUGUAAUGGUUUUGUGGGAUUUAUCAGAAAUGUGCUGUUAAAUUUCUCUCCCAUUGACAAGAGAUGUUUUCCAAAUAAACCUAUAAAUACAUACUUGUGGAGUAACACAAGAUAAAUUAUCAUACAUGAAAUUCCACUUCUGUACAGUUAUUCUGCUACUAAUGGUCAUGUACUGCUUAAUGUUGGUCCUGAAUCAUGUUCUAAUGAAGACCAAAAGGUCUCCAAUUGUAAUUUUUUUUUUUUUCUGCAAAGCUCUUUUCCACUUUUUAAUUAAAUGCAUGUUGUGGAAAAACAAUCUUUUAAGUGAAAAUUUCAGAUUCUGUUUGAGAAGUUUCUGUAGAUAUUUUAGUCCAUAUGAAAUAAUCCAUAUUUAAUAAGCUUAUGCAAGAAGAAGGAAAGUUAAGGGUUUGAGCAUUACAAAAAAUGUAAUAUUUAAUUUCAUUUUAGAUGAAUGUGAAAUGAAUAAAAACUAAAUUUGAGUAAUCAGUGGUCAUCACACUUAAAAUAUUUCAAUGUCCAAUUUUACAAUAUUUCUGAGCCCCUUGGCUUUUAUAUACUAUUAUUCAUGUACUCUGUACAUGCACACGAAAAGUAGAAUAAAUUCCUUUUUGUGAUUAAGCUAAUAAGGGGGAAAAAAGCAACAAAUCCUCCAAUAGAUUUCACAUUUUGAUACCUUCUAAAAACAUUUUCCUCACAAUCCUUGAAGGAGUCAUUUUUUAAAAAUGGAACAUGAGUCAAAAAAUUAUGGGAAGAAGAAUUUGCAGUUUAAAAAGUUUGUCUUUAUAAAUGCUGAAGAAAAAAAUACAGAAACUUUCUGUUCUAAAUAGGUUGCCUUUUUGUAUUUUAUAAUACUGAUAUACACUGUAAACAUUUCCAUUAUUUUAUGAUUUAGCCAGCCAGUCCCAAAAGCAGUCUCCUAGUGUUUUAAUAUAUUACUAACUGUUCAGUUAAAAAUGAUCACAGUGAAUUAAAAACUUCAUGUGAUCACUGAUUUGAAUAAGCAAUCAUAUUCAAUGAAAUUCUGUAUUUCUGAGUAUUUUUAUAGUCAUUUUGUUCCUGUGUGAAUUUUAAUGCUAUCUCUAUGUUAAUCCUAAUAUUUUGAAAUCAUAUAAAACAUAAGAAAAAUGUAGUGUUAUAUAUUUACUCUUAAUUUCAGAUUCCUGGUCAGAAUUACUGAAUAUAUUGAAUGUAAUUUAUUGCAAAGUUUAAGUAAUGUGUAAAUGUGACUAGGAUAUUGUUUUUCAAAACAAAUGUUAUGUGGAAAUAAAUAUUUAUCCUAA